AUGACAUGGCAAGAAUGUCAUGUGCAAGUGAAUAGAUACUCGAGCGCGUUGUACAAAUCUUAUGAUUCGUACGACGGGGCUGAAAAUGCAUUGCGCACAUAUAUUGACAAUGAAGAUCUAGUAAGAGAUGUCCAACGUGAAUGUGAAGUGACUGUCCAUGAAAAUCAACCACCGCAUAAUCUUCGUGGAGAAGAUGCAAUGGACAUUCCUCUAACAACCCCGAAAGUUGUUGGGUGUGAUGACCAGGUCGAGGGAGACUGUAAUGUCGGUAACUAUCUCAUGAGACUGCCUGCAAGUUGCAUUGAUCAAGUUGAUCUUGUCAAGAUUAUAUUUUUCUGGAAGAAGCAAUACUUCAGUAUAAAAGCUAUGUUGAAGACAAGGAUGUUUGCGUGGAACUCGACUGACUCGUGUGUCAUUGAUGAGGCAAACAAGUUUGCAAGAACACAUUGCAUUGACCCAUGUCCUUUGUUUGAAAAAAAGAUGGAGGUUUUCGACGUCGUGUCCCCGGAAGAGCGUGGGCUCCUGUUCGAGUGGUGA
Molecule: messenger RNA, 537 nt
Organism: Ilex paraguariensis (yerba mate)
Lineage: Eukaryota; Viridiplantae; Streptophyta; Magnoliopsida; Aquifoliales; Aquifoliaceae
Source: the annotation of a GenBank genome assembly